AUGAAUAAGCUCCUGAAGCUGUCGCUUUUCGGGAGCCUCGUCGCUGCCGCAGCGCAAAGUGGUGACGCACGCCUCCACGCGCGCUCUAGCGCCCCAAAGUGUAACACCACCGCCUCGACACUAUCACUCAGCGACCCGCCCUACGACAAUUACUUCUAUUCAGACUGCAAUGUCGCCGCCCAAGCUGUCGUCACGAGCCCCCUUCCACAAAGCAACCUCUCCAUCAUCGGCCCCCGGCUGAUCGUAGCCUGGCCCGCAGGUAACAGCGGCGUAUGUGCAUACUUUGCGCCUCAGAAUGGCGCCAAUGGCACCUUGUCCAUUAAGAUGGUCAAUUCCACAGUUGGCCAGCCCCUGGGUCCCGUAUACACGGCUGUAUCAAACAGUUCCGCAAACCCGAGCGUCGGUGUCCAGGGCGUGUUACGCUUCAAUUCCUCUGCCACACUGACAGUCCCUAUCCUGGGUAGUAUCCGUACUAUCCGCGACUUUGUCGAGGGUCCUAGUCUCCUCCAUUCCGAGAUCCAGGAUGCCAUCCAGUUCAUCGCGUAUGACAAUGGUAGCGCCUCGCUGCAGCGUACUUGGCUGGACAAUGUCACUUCUACAUCGCUCACCUUUACCCCGUAUCCAAACGGCACGAGCGGAAAUGUGACCGUCUUCAACCGCACACUCUCCUUCACGGCUGGUGACUACCUUAUCUCUGCGUCCAUGAACUACCCGCAACUCACGGCUCUCAAGUCAUCAUCAGUGCUGAACAGUGCAUCGAGCAAUCUGACCACGACUAACCCGGGCCAGGUCGAUGCACUGUCAUUCCUGUCGUAUUCAGAGAAGCUGCUGGCUGGUGCAUGGCGCUUCUUGACGUACUUUGGACGCGACUCGAUGAUCUCGGCGCUGCUUUUGGAGCCCGUGCUCAGCUCGGGAAAUGGAAGUGCUAUGGAAGCUGUUAUCGGGGCUGUGUUGGAGCGAGUGAACCGUACUGAUGGUAGUGUCUGUCAUGAGGAGACUAUUGGUGAUUAUGCGACGUGGACGAAUUUGCAGAACAACAUCACGAGUAAUGCUAUGGUCUGCGACUAUAAGAUGGUCGAUACGGAUUAUUAUCUUCCUGUUUUGAUGCAGAAGUAUUUCUUCGAUAACCCCGUUGGACACAAACGAGCUGCGGCUUUCUUCAAUACUUCGGCUGGAUUGAUCAAUGCCGAGAACCAGAACCUGACAUGGGGUGAUCUUGCACUGAUUAGUGCUGAGCGUGUCAUGCGUCUUGCUCGUCCUUUCGCAGAGAACCAGACAAAGGCAAAUCUGGUUCAUCUCAAGGAUGGACAAGUGGUCGGAGAAUGGAGAGACAGUGAAUUCGGUAUGCGUGAGCCUGCAAUGCCGAGUAAAAGUUAUCUAACUUAUCAUGCAACAGGUAUUGGUGGAGGACGCAUCCCCUACGAUGUAAACACGGCCCUCAUCCCAGCAGCACUUCGCUCCAUCGCCGUCCUGGCCCGUCAGGGUAUCUACUCCAAGCACAAGCAGUGGUCCAACCUCGCCACCAAAUACGCCCAGGUCUGGGAAGAUAAGACUCUCGACUUCUUCAAGGUGUCCAUCCCUCAAGCCAAAGCCCAAGAACUAGUCGCAUCCUACAAGAACCAAUCCUCCUUCUCGGGUCCCGACCAAGCCGCCUCAAUCACCGAGGACGUCGUCUUCCACGCCCUCGCCCUCGAUGGCAACAACAACCUCACAAAGGUCGAAGUCAUGAACACGGACGACUGUUUCCGCCACUUCCUCAUCAACGCCACAGACGACACCCAGCUAACCCCCUUCCUCAACAACUCCGCCACCAACAUCCGCCGCACCUUCCCGGCAGGCCUAAUGACCUCCGCCAGCAUGAUCGUCGCAAACCCGGCUUUCGGCGGGGACCCCGUCUACGCACAGAACUGGACUACGGGCGCAUACCACGGCACGGUUAUCUGGUCCUGGCAGCUCGCCAUGAUGGCAAAGGGACUAGAGCUCCAACUCGGCCGGUGCGAAUUGAGCGCCAACUUUUCCGUCUCUGGUGGACACGGGCAAGCGAAAAAGAAGGAAGAAACCGUCGCUCCUAUCCCGGAUUUCUGUGGAGAUGACUCUGUUUACGGGAAUGUCAAGGCAGCGUAUAAUGAGCUUUGGGACUCGAUUGAGCAAAAUGAGAGUCAACUUUCUGGGGAGGUUUGGUCGUGGGUUUAUCGGGAUGGUGAUUUCCAGGUUACGCCUUUGGGAGUGUUGCCGGCACCUGGUGGUGGUUCGCAGACUGAAUCCGAUAUUCGGCAAUUGUGGUCGCUGACUUUCCUAGCUGUGACUAGGAAUAAGGCCUAUCAAUAG
Penicillium brasilianum is the source of this 2328-nucleotide messenger RNA. Lineage: Eukaryota; Fungi; Ascomycota; Eurotiomycetes; Eurotiales; Aspergillaceae. The record is from the annotation of a GenBank genome assembly.